UGUGUCCAUCGCCUUAGCUUACAAUAAAUUACUAGUAUGACAAUAUACUAUUUGCGGUCAACGGACAUGUGGAACGAAUUAACGAACCAAAUCAUUUUCUAAACAUUUAAUUACGCACAUUACAUCCGCCAUGGCUUCCCCGCGGAAUCCGUCAAGUGCAUCGCAGAGUGCAGUUGGCCUUGCACUCUUCCAUACGCGUACCCUCAUUUAUAAAUAGGAAACUAGUGCGAAUUGUAUUCAUGAACGAAUACAGGAGGCUGUUAUCGUUUUUAUUAUUGCAUCUGUUUGUGGUAUUUCUGAGAUCGGAUGAACAGGUUUACAUAUAUUAAAAGGUGACGAUAUCGAGCGUGUUCUUACCUAAGGAUAUAGAAAUGGGUCAACAAAUCAAUCGACUGAUUAUUAUCUGCAUAAUUAUAUAUACAGCAGCGAUAAAUGGAGAAAGAUGGUAUUCAGCGACGAUAUUCGAAAACCGCUCAAACCCAGUCCCGGAAACAGGAAAUACAUUUAGAAGUAACUACAUCCAUGAUGCUGAACACCGAUAUAUGCCGUCAUCAAUUUAUAACAGGACGAUAAAUGAAUGGAGAGGUAUUACGAAAAUCGCAAACGCUACUGAUGGAACUUCGCUUGACUACGGCUAUCGAAAGGGCGAAGUUUUGUCCCAAAAUUACCAAGACCUGGCGAUUGACAAACCAAAAAAUAAACUGUUACCAACCUACCAAUACAACAACACUAUACACAACAUAAACUUGUUUAGACAUACUCAACAAAAGAGAAAAGUGAUAAGGAAAAGAUGUCCAGCAUUGCGGCCGAGACAGAAGAAACAAUUGAACAACGAGAAGACGAAGAAGUUUCUAGAAGUGUUUGAAGUAGUGGAGUUCGAUCACGUCGCUUGUACGUCGAGCAGCGGGUUGGAAGGAACGUGCCUGCAUGAGUAUGAUUGUGUUAAUGCUGGAGGAUUGCCGAUGGGCAAUUGUGCUGACGGCUAUGGGGUAUGUUGCGUGAUUCAGUUCUCUUGCGACGACGCCACCGCCGCACCUACAGGAUGGUUUGUUAACCCAGGCUUUCCCGAUCCAAGUUCUGAGAGACUAGCCUGUGCCGUAACAGUCAACAAAACUUCAGUGGACAUUAAACAGAUUCGGCUGGACUUCUUUAAUUUUGAGCUCCUACCGCCGACAGCGGGGUCCUGUGAGCAGGAUCAAUUCGUAGUAUCAGGACAGAAUGUGAACAGCAUGAUACCCAUACUGUGCGGCGUCAACACCGGCCUUCACGUUUACGUCGAGGUUGGUGACGUGAAUGGGCCAAUCACCUUAUCCAUCCAAACGGCUUCGGCGGAAAGCCGAUUGUUUGCCAUUAAGGUGUCGCAGCUUUCCCCUAGCGACGACUUAGCGGCACCGGCUGGGUGUCUUCAGUACUUCAAAGGACCAAUCGGAUACUUGGAAUCAUUUAACUACCGUGACACAUCUGACACAUCAAUAGCUAAAGCUCCAUCUUAUUUGAACAAUCUUAAUUAUGCAAUGUGCAUAGAACGGGAACUUGGGUCUUGCAGCAUCACGUACACAAAUACGGGUAUUAUGCGGAUCACUAAUUACGAUUCAGACGGCUUACCAGUUAUCCCCCCGGGUCAAGCUGGAGUGGAGAUUUUCAACUGCCCGAGCGACUGGUUGCUAAUGUCAGCGGCGAGGCUUUGCGGGGACCGGCUGAACGACGGUUCAGUUCUGCAGGACUUUGCUCUUGAUGCGCCGAUUACAGAUAAUGGCGCAGGCCCCAUAGUUGUGUGGUUCAGGUCCGAUGAAGGAUAUGUUGCUCGCGGUUUUAGAUUACAAUAUCAACAAAACUCAUGUAAUGCUUAAACGUAGAAAACCAGUG
This is a messenger RNA of Cydia splendana, 1866 nucleotides long. RefSeq lists its product as uncharacterized. Lineage: Eukaryota; Metazoa; Arthropoda; Insecta; Lepidoptera; Tortricidae. The transcript is spliced from 8 exons. The coding region runs from base 372 to 1850 and encodes 492 amino acids. The record is from RefSeq and is a predicted model, not a curated record.